Molecule: messenger RNA, 387 nt
Organism: Aspergillus ochraceoroseus IBT 24754
Lineage: Eukaryota; Fungi; Ascomycota; Eurotiomycetes; Eurotiales; Aspergillaceae
Exons: 1
Coding region: 1-387 (128 amino acids)
Biological process (GO): secondary metabolic process
Molecular function (GO): CoA-ligase activity
Source: RefSeq, a predicted model, not a curated record
AUGCAGGCACGAAAAAAAUGGUACAUCGUUGAUCGUAAAAAGGAACUGAUCAAGGUGCGCGGGUUCCAAGUUGUGCCCCCAGAGCUGGAGGCAGUCCUACUCUCGCAUCCCCAGAUCGUUGAUGCAGCGGUUAUCGGUGUCCGCGGUGUUCUCCCGGAGAGUGAGCUUCCCCGAGCGUAUGUGGUGAGACGUCCAGGCAGCGGUGCAAAUCUGACAGAAGACGAGGUGAAAAACCAUCUCGGAGAAAGACUAGCCAAGUACAAGGCAUUAACGGGGGGAGUGAGGGUUCUGGCCGUGAUCCCUAAAAAUGCAAGUGGAAAGAUCCUCAAGACGCUUCUGAGGGAGGAGAGCCAGAAGGAAUUCAGGGAUGGGAAGGCGAAAAUGUAA